Messenger RNA from Pleurotus ostreatus (oyster mushroom), 3690 nucleotides. RefSeq lists its product as uncharacterized. The coding region runs from base 1 to 3690 and encodes 1229 amino acids. The transcript is spliced from 3 exons. Lineage: Eukaryota; Fungi; Basidiomycota; Agaricomycetes; Agaricales; Pleurotaceae. The record is from RefSeq and is a predicted model, not a curated record.
AUGAUUCCCCUUAUUCCAACGCUCGUACUGGCUUUCGUCUCAUUUGCUUGCUCAGCAUUUGUUAUUCUUCGCAUUGUAAUUCCCAUUUUACCUCCUCAUCCUUUGAGCAAACGGGUCGCUCCAGCCGAGUUUGGCCUUCCUAACUUUCGCUCUCUUUCAGCCGCCGACAAAAGCCACAUCUGGCUCGCAUCCUUCGACAUUUUGGCCAUCGGAAUUUUUGUGUGGCAAGCCGUCAAUGAACACAUCGGAGGACCCACUAGCAUGGGUGUUGCUGAAGAUCCGCUCUCCGCGGUUAGGCUAUGGUUUGCCUUGACCGUCAGACAAACAUGCCUACUGGUCGUAGCAGGCCUUACCCUCCUUCACGUUCGCAUGGGGCGUUCGGUAUCCUUUGGCGCCAAGCAUUGGAUUCUAUGGUCUCCUACCGUCCUCCUGAUCCUUACGUCCACCGCUCUUGCAGGUGUACUUGCAGGAGCUGGGAUGGACACCCUCUUCCUUGGUCUCUUAGCCUACUCGUCCUCGCUCGCAGUCUUAAGCACGAUUUCCUUCGCGUGCUUGAUUGUCACCCUCGUCAUGAUCAAGCGCAACUUGCUUGCAAUUCAGGAUGUUCAUGACCCGUGGCCGCCUGCUCGUGAGGUAGAAGAGAAGCCACGCCCUUCGUUUGCUACAGAGGAGGUUGACGCACUUCGUGAUGGUGCUUCUUGGAUUACAUCUAACGCAAGCACAAGCUCGCGACAUAAUUCUAUCUCGGCUUGGUCCUUUUCCACCCACCACACCGCUGCUGCAUCUUCUCAGCAUGGACACGCUCGUCACCCAGGAACUGCGUCGCACACUUCGAUUCCCCCCAAGUCCUCGUAUUGGUUCGGAUCAUCGACCGUCGCUCUUAAUGUGCCCCCUGUUCCGCCCUUGCCUUCCCCUUACGGCCCCCUUUCCCCCACUGCAGAAGCUCUUGGUGACCCAGACCCAUUCCGUCGCAUCCCCACACCACUCCCUGAACAUCCUCGUCAACGCUUCGGCUCACAGACAUCUUGGUUGACUUCGGUAGAUGGUUCCCAACCUACCCUGUCCGCUUGGUCCUUCCCAGCUUCCUCUGUGCACGAGGGUACAAUCCGCAUGAAUGCAAGCAACGCCAGUAUCGCUGAUUUACAUGCGGAGUUACUGCCUUCGACUGCCGUUUCUCGACCUAACACGCCCGCCCUCUCCAAUGCUCAAGUCCUUGGAGGGUAUGGUUAUGCCCCUGGCACGUACGAGGCAGAGAAAGGGUUGGCUGCACUUGCUACUUCAUCAAGUACUUCCCUCGACGUUUCCCUGUAUAAAGCUGCCGGAUGGCUGCUUAUGAUCUGGGUCCCUUUGGCUCUUUCUUUCCCUUACCUGGGCCUUCUCACCGGAAAAGCUGAGCCUUCGGCUGUGGUAAACAUUCUCCUGGUCCUAUCUGUGACGUUGUCCUCGCCUCUACUUGCGUUGAACAUUAUGUUGCGUUCACCGAUCCCAAUUCCCCACGGUCUCUUUGACUCUCACUCCGAUCUUCCUGCGAACGUUAUCCGUGGUCCUUCCCCUGCUGGCACCUCAACGACGUAUAUGAACAAGUUCUCCCAUGAGUACAAGCGGAGCACGAGUGCCAGCGUCACCGUUGUGGAAGGUCGCCGGAGUGGUGAUGUGUGGCUUUCCAAGGGCGAUGCUAUCGACGGGAAGAACCGAGUUGGACGCGCACUGGAGAUGCUCGCUCCGCGACCGAAACUAUCAGUAUUGCCACUUGAAGAGAAGGAGGAUGACGACCUUACCCCCCCUCUCCCUAUUCAGAUGGAUGAUUCCUCUCACCACGAUUUCAGCCACAACAGCACACCUCAGUCCCACAUGACGGCGGAGAUGGGCCGACUAAGAAAGGAAGCAUCGAACCUCUCAGACAAACUCGAAGUUGCUUUCACUAGUCGCAUCAUGGUCGCGGAGAGGCACUACUCGGCUAUGGCAAAGACUGUCGUUGUAGACGCAUCCCCCGAUAAGCAGGGAUCCGCUCCCCAGGAGGCAGGCAUGACAACUGCAGUGAAGCGUGCCUCCAUGCGUCACUCUGCUCACUUGCGUUCUCGCUCGGUGUCUUCCAUUCAACCUGCUGAAGACUACAGCAAUCCAGGCACUCCCACCGGCUCUGUAUUCGGUACAAGUCCCAGCCCGCCACCAUCGUUCCCUCUGCCACCUACUCCGCCUAAUGUUCGUGCUGCCCGCCUCGCCAAGUUGAAGCACAAGAAGUCUUUCUCAUCCGGAGAGAAAUUCUCAUCUAGCCCCGAAGGUUUUUACUUCGGAGCUGUUGAUGAUAUCAACCAGAUCGACGCCCUCACUGCUGGUGUUCUGCCAGUAUUGGUUCCCGGUCUUAAGGUUGGCAGUGGCAUGAAAAUCAAGAAGGGCGACUACUCUCCCCCGACAACAUGGACCAGGGCUGCUCGUGGUCCUUCCGGUCCUGGUGUUUCAAAAGCUAGGAAAGCGAUCGUGAAGCCUGAAGAGUUUGGUGCUUUGCCAGGUCAAGCUCACUCCACUCCAGCUAGGCGCAAGCCCAAGGUCGCGGAUGCCUCGACAAGGAAGAAGCACCAUUUCAGUCUCCCCAGCCUUGGUCUAGGUAAAGAUGGUGUCCACUCUCUGGCCAGCGAAAUAAAGAAUGCUUUGGAAACCCAUGUCAAUCAAUACGUCUCCACGCCCAGCAACGUUGAUAUUAGUUCAAGACGCAUUACCGUAUAUGGUGGUGAAAGCUUGGAGCACCUCGAAGUCCGACAGCGCUCCGAAAGUGCUACCAAACGCGAUGCUCUCUCCCGCGCCUUGUCCACUCGCUCCCUCGGCCUCCGCGCUGAUGUUCCUCACAGCGUCGACAAUUCUCUUCGCCUUUCCAACGCGUCAAUCGGCCUUCCGCCCUCCGCUGCCUCAACCGCUACCCUCUUCGAGUUAGAGGCUGAGAUUGGCAUGGCAUUGGAGUCGCCACCUCAAGCUGAGAGCACUCCUCACAACACCAUCGCUCCAAGGACUACGACACGAUCAAGACCUCCCCCGCUGCCCCUCACCCAUUCCAACAUGUAUAGCGUUGACACUAAUGAACGCCGCUCCUCCCGCCGAUCAAGCAUUGUAUAUAUCAAAUCUAACGAGAAUCAAAACGAACAUGACACACCGCCCCAAACUCACGCCAAUAACGAUCUUGAAGCCAUUACCGAUUCGACUGGUUCGACGAGAAGCGCAUUCGCGCAGUGGUCCUCACGAGCUGUGAGACCGCUUAUACCCAAGGCUAGCAAGUUGCAUCGCAAGAUGACUUCUAUCGUCUCCGAAAACAACGGUGCAGGCUCGUCAAGUACGAAAGGACAAACCAGCUCUCCGCGAGGGCUGCGUCCGCUCUCGCUUUUGCAGGACCGGGAUACCAACGCACAAGUCAAUAGCACUGUUGCCGAUGGAUACGCCACACAGGGAUCUACCCGCCCACUCACGCUGGGGGGGAAGAAACAAAAGUCACGCAUGGCUUUGACAGUCGUAGAUGAGAACGGAGAGAAUGUCCCACCAAUGGCCAGGGACGCUGGAAAGAAGUUGAAGCCGCUGAAACUUGCUCGAUCUGAGACGGCAAAGAUGCGAGGUGUUCUUCGCAAGCACGAAGUCCUUCCGGACGUGGUUGUACGACCACCAUCCAAUGCUGACCAGCUUAUUGGCUACGCAUACAGUUCGUAA